GUGACAGCUCUGAAAUGCAGGACUGCGUACUGCUCAUUGGAAACUAAAAACCGCUAUCUUGCGCGCGCCAACCAAGACUGUCCCGCAUACAACUGCAGGCUCUCCGCAGCCGACUACACGACCCCUUCGACUGUCUUCUCACCAACCGUGGACCACCAUGGAGGAGUCCGAGCUACUGAAGGAGCGACUCCAAGCCAUCACGGACAAGCGAAAGAUUCAAGAGGACAUCGCCAAAAAAAGGACAGAAGUAGAUGAGGAAAAGUUAAAGCUUCAGUACCUCAAGAAAAAAGCUCUAAGGGAGCAAUGGCUCCAGGAUGGUGUGAGUGUCCACAGCUCACAGGAGCAGGAGGCCAGGAGACUGCAGGCCCAGGGCCACCAGCAGCAAGCCAAACUCCUGCAGAUCAACAUUCAGAGGAUGGAGCAAGAAAUCGAGUCCCUGGAGAGGCAAGAGAUGGUGAUUUCAAGAAAUGAAAGUUUCAUCCUGAAACGACUGAGAGCCAUUGAGAAAUCGCCCCUAGACAUAAUAAAGGAAGCAAAGACUGAUGGAAAGAAAGAGCCAGCCCAGAUUAUUUAUUCAGCGCUUCCAGACAUCCCUACGUCUUACAAAUCCCCUGACCUGAAGAAACAGAAGAGUCCUGACCUAGAAAACAAGGAGCACCCAAAAAAAAGCGUGUUUGCCAUGGAGAUUAAUGUCCAGAAGGACCUGAGGACAGGGGAGAGCCGGGUCCUGUCCACGGCAGCCGUCACUGACCGGGGGUUUCAGCAGAAGGGCGUCAAGGUCUACGACGACGGGAGAAAGUCCGUCUACGCCCUCGGCUCGGAGGGCCAGGUCCUCCCGCACAGGGUGGACGAGCUCACCCCGGCGGAGGUCGAGGAGCUGCUGAGGAAGGCCAAGGGAAGGAGGGGGAAGGCUGGGGCAGAGCGCCACGAGCCCGGGUUCUCCAGCCCCUGCGAGCUGGAGCAGAAGAGCCAGGGGCUCCACAGGCUCCAGGAGAACUGCCCGAGGACCCCUCCGGAGCUGUGUUACAUGCGGGCUCAGGCAAGGCCUCUGAUGCCACACAUUCCUCACCCCUCCAAAGGCAGGCCGGAUACCGCGAAUGGUUGCAACCCUUUCUCCAACGGCUAUGAGGCGGGAUCAGCGGUGAACGUGCGGAACGUUGGGCAGUCCCCCUAUCUGGAGCACAGGGAGGACUACAGGAUGGUACCAUUUGACGAGUCCAAGGGCACGAGCAGGAAGGCUCAACCUGACAACUCGAAAGUCGGCGUCCCGACCGACCUGGACUCAACGGAGCCCGUGACCAUGAUCUUCAUGGGGUACCAGAGAAUGGAUGAUGAAGACGAGGGCAGCCAGCAGGGGGUGGGCUACGAGGGGGCGAUUCGGGCCGAGCUGGUGGUCAUCGACGACGAGGACGACCAGAGCAGCGACCCACAGUGGUCGCACCAACCGGAUGACUACCGUGGCCACAGCAACCCCAGAACAGUGUUUCAAGCAGGAUCUGAAUGACCCUGCAAUGCAACAUGGCCUACAAGCGACAUGGUGUACAGUAGUACCCAGCGUAAGGACUCCACAAGAGAGAAAGUGAAGACAUUAUGCACAUCGGAACAACCUUCCACCACAAACAAGACUUCCUCACUAUCACGAUGACUGUCUCCCCAGGUAGUCUAGCUUAGGCCAGCCUAGCAUACCUUUCCCCACCCACAUCCAUACAUCCAAGCCAUGGCACAAUUAAAUACUGUUGAAAAGAAUACAAAAAUAAAAUCUUCAAGGACAUACAGUAGUACUAUGGCAGAGAGGCAUACAGAAUACAGGGAGACAGACGAACACACAGGCGUGUGAAAAUUCACACAAGAAAUAAAGCUAGUAAGCACGAUGAAAUGGUCUGAGAAGAUGAGAGUUAUUGUUAGGAAGAGUUAUUGUCAAUCAGUAAGAACACAUGACAUGACACAAAACACAAAACUGCCUAACUACUAAGUUCCUUGGGGGGGGGGGGGGGGGAUUUGUAGAGUAUAAGACUGAUUCUAAAUCCUGGUCAGACAACAUGUGCAACAUGGCCAUUCUAUAAAUUAUUUACAAUUAUUUAUUGUUGAGGGAUUUCAAAUCCAGACCAGACAGCUCAGUCAUACCUCAUUAAUUAAGAACUAAUUUAAAAACAGAUUAGUCAAGCCCAGGAACUGAGACCAGCACAGACAAGGGGUCACCAGUACCAGGAUUAAGAGAAGCUACUGUACUUAGUACUGUGAGGCAAGCAUGCAUGGGAGCUAUACAGUGUGCAAAGUAUUUCUUUCCAAAAAAAAAGGCCAAUGUCCACAUAUAUUAAUCAAAA
Messenger RNA from Conger conger (European conger), 2324 nucleotides. It is a transcript of the gene palmda, whose product is annotated as palmdelphin a. The record is from RefSeq and is a predicted model, not a curated record. The coding region runs from base 158 to 1504 and encodes 448 amino acids. Lineage: Eukaryota; Metazoa; Chordata; Actinopteri; Anguilliformes; Congridae. The transcript has 9 exons. Gene Ontology annotation, biological process: regulation of cell shape. Gene Ontology annotation, cellular component: cytoplasm; membrane.